Molecule: messenger RNA, 1047 nt
Organism: Prorocentrum cordatum
Lineage: Eukaryota; Dinophyceae; Prorocentrales; Prorocentraceae
Source: the annotation of a GenBank genome assembly
AUGACCGUCGCCAUCACGAUCCAGCGGUACAUGAUCGCUGAGCUAACGGUCUACCCGGACACCGGUAUGCUGCCGACAGACGCGCAGACAGACAGGCCAGCCCCAACCCACAACGUCAUCACGGUGGUUAGAGACGAGGAAGAAGAGUUCAGCCACGGCUCAGACGGCGCAGUGGAGGCACGUGCAGCUUCCAAGGUAGUCAAGCCCAAGACCGACAUCCCAUUCGAGCUGAAGGUAUGCACCUACAACGCCCUCACCGAUAAAGGGUUCAACGCGGGAGGGGGCGAGGACGAGGUUGGAGCGGCUGCCAGACAGCAGGAGCCAGCGCUCGCCGUGAAGAACGCCAGCUUCCACCUCGGCGAAGUGCAGGCAGGGAGCCAGGCGGCGGUGACCGGCUACUGGCACGAAUUGUACACCCUCUUCGAGCAGGACGCCGCCCUGGAGGACGCCGCCGGCGGCGUGGAGCAUUGGGAGGAGGGUCCUGCAGAGGGCGCCGGCAGCGAGGCCUCGGAGGACGAGCCCGGAGCCUCCUCGCGGCAGCCAGCGGGCGAGGCCUCCAGGGGGCCCGUCGUGGGCUACUCGGUCCGCGUAAGGGUCGCGCACGCGGGCGCCGUGUUGGCUCUCGGCGCGGAAGGCCACCCGCGGCCCUGCGGCGUGCCGGUCGUGCCCGGGGCCGCCGCAGGCACCCUCGGCGACCAGGCGCAGUUGUGCAUGGAAUCCUGGGAGGUAACCGUGAUGCAGCUCGCCGCUGGCAGUGGUGCCGAGGGCGGGCCGAGCGUCACCGGCCUGGUGCGGAGCCUCGCCGUCUUCCUCCACAGGCGGAGUGACGGCGGCCAGGAGCAGACUCCGAUGCAGGCGGGGAUGGCCAGGAGGGCGAGGGGUCAGCAGGCUCUCCGCCGAGGCCGCAGCUUCGGCGUUGACUGCGAGCUGCGGCAGCAGCUCUGGGCGCCGCUUCUCCCCUGCAUCACGGCGCCCAGAGGCGACUUCUCUCCGCCGCCAUCGCGCCGCAUCCCCUGGCAGGCAGUCUCGCUCAUGAGUGGUCUUUGA